Neoarius graeffei (lesser salmon catfish) is the source of this 5080-nucleotide messenger RNA. RefSeq lists its product as uncharacterized. The record is from RefSeq and is a predicted model, not a curated record. Bases 1 to 4935 code for a protein of 1644 amino acids. Lineage: Eukaryota; Metazoa; Chordata; Actinopteri; Siluriformes; Ariidae. The transcript has 4 exons.
AUGAUAUUUUGGCACCGCGGAAUAAGAUUUCGCUACAGAACAGGUUCCACGGUUGCUGACGUAUCCCCAUUUCGUAAACAAGAGACCAACAUGGCAGCCGCCACAGCCUCGUCUAGCAGCAGUGGAGGAGAGGAAAGUUUGGAAAUGACGGCAAAAAGGAGAAAACCUCUUGCACGUAAGCAGUGCUAUAUGCAUAUAGCUUCUGUGAAGCACGGAGUGACCCAGGAAUUUACCUUCAAACGGUGGAAUACAUUCCGGGACAGUAUCCGACAGUGGCUGCAGUUGAGCGGUGAGAACAGGAGACUAGCCGAAAACUACAAACACUGUUUAGAUUUAGAGUUUGACAAGAUACCUGAGGAUGCUGCCUUCCACCCUGCAUGUUACCGCAGGUUUACGGACAAACUUGCUAUUGAACGAGCGGGAAAGCGUAUGGUGCGCGAGAAAGAAGGGGGAGAUGAAACUCAAGACGCCGCAAGACCCCCCGAAGCUGCCCCCCCCUCCGAAGCUGGCCCCUCAACAUCGGGCAGCACUAAGAGUCUUCGAUCCAGGUCAGCACUGCCUAUGUCCAGCUCAGGUCCCGUCCUUCCUGCCCUGUGCAUUAUAUGUAAAAAAAACCUCAAAUUCGUCUUAAAGGGAGGCAAACGACAAAGGGAAGCUCUUUCAAAAGCUGAGACCUUAACAGCAGGCAAGUUGCAGACUGCUGCUGAGACUAAAGAUGACCACAGUAUUCUGGUACACAUUAAGGACAAAGACUGUGUGGCUCUGGAGGUGCAGUACCACAAGAGCUGCUACCAGCAGUACACCAGAUUUCUGAAUGAGCCUGCUAGACAAGAGAAGGACAAGAAUGAGCCAACAUAUGAAAUAAGCUACAAGGCGUUCUGUGAGAGGAUCAUCCGGCAAAGGCUGAUUAUCAACCAGGAGGUGCUGAGAAUGGCCCAUCUGAGAAAGAAGUUCAUUGACAUGGUGAAGUCAAUCGAAGGCCUUGAUGCAUCAAGCUACAGACAGGACACUUUGAAGAGGAGACUUCACAGUGAUUUCCCUCAGCUGGUGUUCCACACCCCUGCCAAGCGUAACAUCUCUGAAAUGGUUUUUGCAGAGACUCUGUCGACAGAAACUGUCUUGGACAUGGUACCUUCAGGUGCUGAAACCACACAGUCUAGCGAGAUGAGCCAGACAGACAGCGAGACAGAACCAAGGUUCCAAACGACCACAGACGACACAAGGACACUGUACACAGGAGCGUUGUUUUUGAAAAGACUGCUUACCGACACUCCUGGCAUGUCCUGUCCAUGGCCUCCCACCGCAGAAGACUUGAAUGUCAAUGAAGCACAAGCUGUUGUUCCUCCUGAACUUUUCAAUUUUGUUAGUUGGAUUAUAGGUGCCGCUGAGGAGCCAACACUGGAACGUUUUGUCCCCAUUGCCGAGGACUUGCAUUUAAAAGUGCUUUCUGUUUGUCAGGACAUUGUGUACCUUGCUUCCAAGGGCCGUAAACAGACACCUAAGUCCCUGUGUUUAGGCUUAACUGUUCGGCACUUAACAGGGUCUUCACGCAUUGUGUCACUGCUGAACAAACUGGGACAUUGUGCAUCAUGGGACACAGUGUUGAGCCUAGAUACCAGCCUUGCCCAACUGACACUGACCGAGGGCACUGACAAAGUUCCAAAAGGAUUUGCAAAGAGGGAACCCACAACGCUUGUGUGGGACAACAUUGACUUUGGGGAGGAGACUUUAUCAGGCCGUGGAACCACACACCAUACCAAUGGAAUAAUGCUGCAGCGUUCUGCUAGUGUCACCAUGUCCACUGACAUCAGACAGCCUCUGAGAAAGGGAGUUUCCUCCUUCAAAGCUCCCGCCCAAAUCCCCAUAGAGCCAUACCAUCAGUCCAAAAGGCAAGGCCCAUGCAACCUGAGUCAGGUAAUGGAGGCAGAGGCAUGCAAAAUGGACACCCACUUUGCUGCACAAGCUGAACUGGCAUAUGUUUUCGUGAGGUCCUUGGAAGGAAGUGCAAUCCCAAGCUGGACAGGGUUCCAUACACUGCUGCAAGGUGAAAACACACUACCAAAGUCUGCACUGUCUUAUCUCCCAGUCAUUGAGGCGUCACCAACAGAAAUGUCAACUGUCAAUAAUAUACUGAAGCGGAGUGUCCACAUUGCUGACCAGCUUGAACUGGAUAAUAUAGUGUUGGUUUUUGACCAAGCCAUAUAUGCCAAAGCACAGCAAAUCCGCUGGAAGACUGAUGACCUUAUAAACCGUUUAGUCAUUAGACUAGGUGAAUUCCACACUGCCAUGUCUUAUCUGGGUGUGUUAGGCAAAAGGUUUGGAGAUGCAGGACUCCAAGACAUACUCAUUGAAUCAGAAGUGGUUGCCCCAGGAUCCAUCAAUGGAGUCAUUAAUGGACAUCACUACAACCGCAGCAUGAGGGCCCACAAACUUCUGUAUGAGAGCCUGGAGCGCAUCAGAUUCAUCACCUUCUUGGAGUCCUUGUCGCAUCAGGAGAGAGCCGAAUACGUGCAUGUUGUCACGGAAAUGAAACAUGCCUUUCCAGACAGCUUGAUAGACAUUUUGAGUGGAGAGCCGAAGUUUCAGACUAUGUGCACAACAUACGCCGACUAUGUGCAGAGGAGAAGUGUGGACUGUCCAACAUUUGCUUUCUGGAGCUCAUACAUUGACAUGGUGCAGCUACUCCUCCUGUUUGUCAGAGCAACCCGGGAGUCAGACUGGCGACUUCACCUGGCAACAGUGAGGUUGAUGAUGCCCUGGUUCUUCGCGUAUGACAAAGUGAACUAUGCUCGGUACCUGCCAGCAUACUGGCUAGAGAUGGUGAACCUGCCUGUUACACACCCCUCUUGCCACAGUGACAUUACUGUGAAAGGUCAGUGGACUGUGCAGCGGCAAAGUGCCUAUGGAUUUGCCUCCAUCGCCUGUGACCAGGCCAUCGAACAGACCUGCAACAGAGAUGCCAAAACCAAAGGUGGCUGGACAGGCAUAACACAGAAUCGGUCUGCAGUACACCGGUGGAUACUGUCACAACACGAAAGGGCAGCAAUAGCAAGGCAAUGUGAAACCAUGGCAGGGAUAUAUACAGAAGUGCGCACAAGAAAAGACCUUGACACGGCACGAAUCGAUGCUGAUGAAAGAGCUGUCGGCAGAAUAAUUUCAACCAUUGAUUCCAUGCUGAACCCUUUUGAUACAAACCAAGAACACAUCGUGUGUCUGAGCUCUGGAAGAGUAGCAACUGAAGACAUAACCAAAGAUUUGCUAAUGGCCUCAGAAAAGGGUGAAGCUGCCACACAAGAGUUUAUGGACCAGAGACUGUUGUCCGAUUCAGUUGACAUCUUUGCACCCAUGAAGUCCCAAAAACUAAAGACUUUCAGUGACCAGGCUAAGGCCAAAAAGAAAUCUGCAGCUGGCAAGGAAGUGAUUUUGCGUGCUGACAAGAAGCUGUUUUCCAGGCUCCUCAUCCUAGGUCAAAGCAGGAAGAUUGAGAUGAGGGAAAUUCUGUCCUACUCCCUGGGAACUGUGUCCUAUCCUUUGGCCAGUGCUGAUGGUUCACUGGCUAAAACAAACAAAUCUGCUCUAAUGGAUCUUCUAGAGAGCAAAGGUGGAGACUGCUUAGUUGGAAAUGUUCCAGCAGAUGGUGCCAUUCUUUUUGAUGGCAUGGCAGUUAUUCAAGCUAUUAGAUCCAGACCAGGAACCUUUGGAGAGCUUGCAGAGACCAUACUGCAGUACAUCAUUCAACUGUCAUUGCAGCAUAGGUGUUCUCGCAUCGACUUUGUCACUGACCGAUACCCACAGAUCAGCAUUAAGAACCUAGAAAGGUCAUGUCGAGCUGAUGGAGGAUCACAACGCAUGCAAAUCUAUGGCCCAGACCAGAGGACCCCAACCCAGUGGAAAAGGUUUCUCUCUGAAGGAGCAAACAAAGAGGCGCUGGUGGACUUCCUAUAUGAUGCAUGGACAAAUGCUGACCUUAGAGCAGUUGGCAAAAACUUCUCCUUGUACAUCACACAUCAGGAUCAAUGUCACUGUGUAACAGUAAUGGGGGGUGCACAGUCUGUUCAUGCGGUUGAAGCCCUGCAGUGUGAUCAUGAGGAAUGUGACACGAGGAUCUUUUUGCAUGCACAACAUGCUGCACAGGAGCAUGCAACUGUCAUCAUUAAGAGCCCUGACACUGAUGUGGCAGUCAUUGCUGUAAGUCUGCAGAAAGACUUACCAUGCACCUUAUACUUUUCCACGGGGACGGGCAACAGAGCACGCAUCAUUGACAUAAGCAAGGUGUCAUCAGCUCUCGGCGACAGUGUGUGUUCAGCCUUGAUUGGGAUACACACAUUCACAGGGUGCGACUCCACGAGUGCCUUUUAUGGCAAAGGCAAGAGAAAGACAUUUGCUGUGGCGUGUGAGAAAGAUGACUUCCUGAAGGCCUUUAAACAUCUGGGAACUGACUUCAACCUGGAGCCCUCCACUUUUGCCCUACUUUGCAAAUAUGUGUGCCACUUGUAUGAUCAGCGAGCUACUGAUAGUGUCAACGAGGCUAGGUACAAGGCUUUUUGUUUGGCAUCAUCAGCCUUGCCAGAGUUAUCCAUUCCCCCAACAAAUGAUGCCCUCCAUCAGCACAGCAAAAGGGCAAAUUACCAGGCUGCAAUAAUGAGGUCAUGUGUGAAAAAAAACAUAGGUGCACCAUCACCUGCUGGAAACGGGUGGCAUGUUGAAGAUGGAAACCUACAGGUCACCUGGAUGACACAGAAUCCAGCCCCUGACUCAGUUUUACACAUGAUCCACUGUGGGUGCAAAGAAAGUGCCUGUCAGACUGGCAGAUGCUCUUGUGUCUCUGCAGGAGUCUGUUGCAUGGACUUGUGCAGGUGUAGCAGUUGCUCAAAUAUGAAGGAGACAGAGGACAAGGAAGACGACCAGUGCCCUGACAGUGAUGACGAGGAGUAGCACCUGACUGAAUGUUAUAGUGUGUUUGUGUGUGUGUGUCUUCCCCCCCUCUCUCUUUCUCUGUCACUGACACCUAGGUCAUUGCCUGGAUGCUGACCUGCCUUUUUGCACCAUGCCACAGGACUUUAUAUAUAUAUAUAUAUAU